This is a messenger RNA of Zychaea mexicana, 321 nucleotides long. RefSeq lists its product as uncharacterized. The transcript has a single exon. The record is from RefSeq and is a predicted model, not a curated record. NCBI's taxonomy places the organism in Eukaryota, Fungi, Mucoromycota, Mucoromycetes, Mucorales, Lichtheimiaceae. The coding region runs from base 1 to 321 and encodes 106 amino acids.
AUGUUGAGAGUCGAUUGCCGAGAGUCGAUUGCCGAGAGUCGAUUGCCGAGAGUCGAUGUUGAGAGUCGAUUGCCGAGAGUCGAUUGCCGAGAGUCGAUUGCCGAGAGUCGAUUGCCGAGAGUCGAUUGCCGAGAGUCGAACGCGAUCCCCAGUGUCACCCUUGGCUCUUCCCUUGGUCCUGGUGUUGCCUCCGUUGCGCCUGUCCAACCCUUAUUUCCGGUAAUCCUGGCUGCCUCCAACUGGUCCCUGCUUGGUUUGUCCAGUCUCGCGUCCAACGGUGUUGGUCACAACCGGUCUCCUAGUGGACCAGAGGACGGAUGA